Messenger RNA from Xyrichtys novacula (pearly razorfish), 10099 nucleotides. NCBI's taxonomy places the organism in Eukaryota, Metazoa, Chordata, Actinopteri, Labriformes, Labridae. The record is from the annotation of a GenBank genome assembly.
AUGAAAAUUGCUGCUUUUAACGUCCAGAGGCUGGGUAAGAAAAAACUUGAUGACCCCGACACAAGAAGGAUUCUCAUGAAGGUAACUCAGAACUCAUCUUUGACAUCGAUGUGCCGUCCACAUUCAGCCAAUCAGCACAAUGCCUCAUUAUCAUAGCAGCCUGCCCACUCAGAUCACUUUAUGGAUGAUGAGUUACAGUAGAAGAAGCUGAGAGGCUGCAGAUCCUCUGCUGAAGUUGUGAUGUUUUUUUUUUGUUUGCACCUCAACACUUUGUUCAAAAGACAAAAGCACUAUUUGCACAGGAUUAGUAUAUUAUGUGGGGAUGUUUGAUAAAUCAUCAACUCAUCACUUAUGUCAGUGUUUAGUGUGGCGCCUUUGUAGACAAAGGAAGUCUGCUGACUUGAAUUUUUUAAUAAGAUCACUGAGGUGCUUCACAACUUCCACCUUUUUUCUGUCGGCAAAACUGACCAUUAACUUUACAAUAAAAUACAAAAAACGUACACUGUAAUUCCACAAUUAAAAUUUGAUUUUAAAAAAGAUUUUGCCAAACAACUUAAUUCCACCGUAUGUGGAAUUAACAUGGAACAUACAAUUUCCAUUGUAUGUGUGUGUGUUGCAGAUUGUGUCUCGCUACAGUGUGGUAGUGUUGCUGGAGGUCUUGGAUCGAAGCAACAUGGCCCUGGAAAGAUUCUUGAAGGACCUCAACGACUAUGGGUAACAUUUCUGAAUAUGGACUAAUACAAACUGCAGACAUCAUUACAGAUACACACUUUGUAUACAUCCAGUCUGUGCGCUAAACACAUGAGCACAAGAGGAACAAGGUGACUUAUUUCAGGACCACUUUCAUCAGAGAUAAUUACUUAUUUUUACACAGUAAGUUGUAUUUGCAUGUGACUCUUCUGAGGGAACAGAGGCAGACCCUACGCCAUGAUGAAAAGUGGAUUUCUGGGCCGCAGCUCCUACAGAGAGCAGUUUGUCUUCCUCUACAGGUAUGAAUGUUUCACUCUUUAUGAUAGCAUGAAGAAACAGCCGUUCACAAAGUCAGACUCAGUUUCUAAAUGAACUGUGCUUCAAAAUGUCAUGCUAAUCUAAACAUAAAGGCUUCACUACAUUCAGUGUUUCUGUUUACCAAAUAACCCAACAUCCCCCUACUUUCUUCCAAGUGAGCUCCUUUUUUAUUCCUGUUUCCGAACAACAACAACAACAAAAACCUCAUAAUGCUGAGAUCAAAGCUAGCUCCUGCCUGACUGUCUUUAAAUAGGCUGGCAAUAACAGCCAUUAACUCCCAUCAUUCAACCACCAGUUUUAUGACGGAGUGAUAUCUAGCCUAGAGUAUAAGAUUAUAGAGCUCUCUGUUCAGCAUGGAUCCAUCUAUUGUUAAUUAUGAUAAAUGCGAUAAAUAUUAAUGCAUUUUAUUUAUACAGCCCUUUUCAUGCCCUCAAAGACAUUUUACAAGAAAAAAAAACAUAGCAGUAAAAAGAAAUAUAAAAAAAAAAAAACAAGCACGGCCGUGUCAGACCUUUUUGAAUGAGGAGUCCUGUAUCCAUGCCAUUCAUGAGAAUGAUCUUAUCCGUGUCCAUAGUGAAAACAACAUAACAGUCUAGAUGACAAUUAUCAGACUUGAGGCUAUUUGGCCUGAUUUUAAACAGCCAUUAUGUGUGUGUCAGAUAAAUCCCCAGCUUUACACCAUUUACAAGCCUGUGCGCGCAUAACUGCGCACACAGGAAACACAUUUGGCACAGACACAGCAGAAGAAACAGAGGUGGGGCAGCAGGCAGAUGCAACCGAAAUGGGAUCGUUAACGACCUCUGGCAGAGGAAACACAUUUCCGCCGGCCAGAUCGUUACCCAAAAUAAAUGAAAUGCCACUAAUCGGAUACUGUGGGAGCACGGCAACUUUCACACGUCCCGACGCGAGCGGUGAAUGCAAGUGAAUCAUGUGCAGUGGGGCGUUAAGUUCGCUCAUUUUAAUUCCCCACACUAACAAAUCAGAAAAACACGAAGUUUCAUUUGAGAGUGGCAGAACACUAGCCAGAAUGAACGAAUGAUAGGCGGCUGUAUCUCGGAGAAUAGUUACCGGUACCGGAGAAGAUGAGGAUGAGGAAUGCCUGUAGCCCUGCACAUGGUGGCUGCCAUCUUGGUUCCUCAUAAAGCAGGUGUCAGCCAAUCACUGUCCAGGACGUAGUCCAACCCACCAAUGACCGCACGGCUGUGGCACAUACCUAUUUGCAUAGGAGAUUAAAAGAAAAAAACACAGGGCACACACACACACACACACAGCAGACACUCUACAAAUUAUGACCACAGUCAUAACAGUGUGUGUGUGUGUGUGUGUGUGUGUGUGUGUGUGUGUGUGUGUGUGUGUGUGUGUGUGUGUGUGUGUGUGUGUGUCAGGAAGGAUGAGGCCAGCGUGAUCAAACGCUACCAGUAUGAAGAAAGAGAAGACGAGGACAGGCUGGAGAGAGAGCCCUUCAUCAUCCGGCUCAAGUGUCAAAAUACAGGUUCCACUUACAUUUCUCUUGACUCUGAUUGGUUAGCAACAUUAACCCAUUUAAACCAGGACAGCAUGAAUGCAUUUCAACCCUCCAAGCCAGGAGGCGAUAUUUUUUUUUUGUAAGACGGUAGGGGAAAGUCCCACCUCCUUCACCUCUGAUUGGCUAGAAAAGCUGGAAACGUCAUCACACGCCCAAGCCGAGCAUGGGCUGUCAGCUCUGUACAUUGAACAUAAGAUUACAGAACAUUAUCACACCUCUGAAUCUCUUGACCCUAACCCUCAUCCUAAUCCUAACCCUAACCCUCAUCCUAACCUUAACCCUAACCCUAACCCUAACUCUAAUCCGAUAGAUAAUGACGCAUCACAGCCAUUAGGAAUAACCAGUCAGAGCCCAGCACUUCUAGUCAAUCAGAGACGAAGGAGGGUGGGACCUUCCCCGACUAUCCUACAAAAAAAAAUAAAAAUCGCAGCUGGGAGCGGGGCUGCGCAUUUCUACUUGGAAAGCCGGGAGAAGCAUGUACGCAUUUCAACUUUCCAAGCCGGCGGCGCCGCUGCGCAUUUCUACCUUUUAAACAGGCAGCGCAGAUACGUCAUUUUGUCACGUUCUGUAGUUUUUCAUUAAUUUCUAAAAUCGUGGCGAAUCAAAUCAUCAUUCCCGCCUGCCUCUGAUAGGCUAAUAAAGCUUAAUAAAGCUCGGAUCUUUCUACGUGCUCUACGUGUAGGCCUAUGAAAAAGAUGUUUGGUGGCUACUGCUAUGGCUGGGACCCUAUAUGUACUGUUAAUGAAGUUAGGUGCUGUUCUGAGCAUUAUUUCUGGCUAGAGUGGCUUUUUGGUUGAGCAUGUGGCUCCUGAGACCGCUGUGUAUUGCUAUCAUGCAGUCGUUAAUAAAGUUGGUAUAACUCGAGAAGCAAGCAGUGGGCAACAUUCAUCCCAUGAGGAGGUGUUUAACUUGGUGUUACAUUGUGUUUGGCCCCUAACUUAAUUUACACCGGAAUAUCCCUUUAAGCAUGUAAAUCUUUAGUGCAGCCUGUACUAUUCUGGUUUGAGAAAUGCUGGAAGUUUGAGUUAUUUCUCGUGAACUGUUUUGUUUUUCUAUUUGGAUAAAAGCUUCAUUAUUGUGUUAGGAAUGUCUGUGGAGUUACCACAGGUACUCCUGCGAAUCCCCUCUUUCUGUACUUCUUUUUUCCAAUUCUGUUCAGAUCUCCUCAAACCAGACCUUUUUGUGUUUUCAGUUAUUAAGAACUUGGUGCUGAUCCCGGUCCACACCAAACCCAGUGAUGCUGAGAUAGAGUUGGAUGCUCUGGAUGAAGUGGUUCAAGAUGUGAGGAGGAGAUGGAGAACUAACGUAUGUAGGAAUUAGGGCUGGGUUUCUCAAACUUGUUGGUUGUCUCAGUGGAAUCUAUUGAUGGUGAUGAAGUUUGUUUCUCUGCAGAACAUCAUGAUUUUAGGUGAUUUCAAUGCUGAUGGAACAUUUCUUUCACAAAGAGGAAUGAAAAACGUUCGAAUCCGCUAUCCCCCCUACCACUGGCUGAUCGAUGAUGAUGUGGACACUACAACAAGUGAUACAACUGACCACACCUAUGACAGGUAUUCUGACUCACUGUCAGAUCAUUUAACCGGGAGGAUUAAAUACUUCUUCUCUAAUGCCUCUUUAAUAGCUUUAUAUGGUUUUAAGAUCCAAAAAAGCCCCCCAUUUCUCACUCACCCAGCCUACAUCUAAAAUGCUUUGUUUUAGUUGUUGUCUCUUUACACUUUCUGCUGACAGGAUUGUGGUGUACGGGCGUGACAUGCUCAGGGCUGUGGUGCAAGAUUCAGCCCAGCCUUUCGACUUCCGGAGAGCUUACCACCUUAGUUGGGCUACUGUAAGAUCACUGAAAAGACUUUUUCACACAAAUCGAACACACUGGUUUUUACAGCAACAAUAAAACUAACUGAUUUCCUUUCAGACUCUCAAAGUCAGUGACCAUUACCCAUUACCCGGUGGAGGUGGAGCUUAAGGAAGAUUAACAUCAUACCACAAGUCAUGGUGACUCCAGUAAAGAGGACAGGUAAAUAGAGUGUCUAGUUUUAAAGACGAUAAAGAGGACCGCAUAAGCAGCACCUGUAUGCAUUUUUGUGCUUUAAUAUUGUCAAAGUCUGACUAUUUUGAACAAUUUUUCUGUGUAAAUAAUUGUUAAGUCAUAACUUGGUACACCAUUUGACUUAAAGUUAAGUGAAAACAGCCUUGAAGCAUGAUCUAUAUUAAAAGUUUGAGAAUUAAAAAUUGUGUGUGUGUGUGUCCGUGUGUGUGUGUGUGUGUGUGUGUGUGUGUGUGUGUGUGUGUGUGUGUGUGUGUGCAUUUUUCUCAGGGCUUCGAAAGAGGAAGGACGUCUAGACUCACAGAGCACCACACUGAAGUCAUGACUUAUUAACCCAAAAUAUUUUCAGCUUCAUCUGAUCUGAAAUAAACUGAUAUCGAAAUCCUGAUUGUAGUCCUUUCCUGUUGUAAACAAAAGAAAGGUUUGAAUAAGUCUUAUUUCGUCAUAUUUACUCUACCAAUUCUGAACAAAGGCAAAACAGAGGGAGGAUAGCAGCAAAGCCAACGUAUAAAGCAGGUGAAGCAGAAACAGAGUCAUAAGCCUUUGCAAGGAGAGCAGCAGCGAAGACAAAAGUUCAGGCAGGAUGAGCACUUGCAGACAGUGAGAACACUCAUCAGUGACAUUAUAUAUGACCCUUGUUUAAAAAGCUGUGGUUGAUGGGGAUUGAUCAUUUAGUUUUGUGGAGGAACAGGGAAAAGUUGGCAGGAUUAAGCAGUUGAAGAAAGAUUUCCUUAUUGAAUGAUCUGGGAUAGACUGAGCUGUCAGCUGAUAUGAGCUGGUGAGGUACAAUUACUCUGGGCAACAUUACGUUUAAAAAGCUCAGAGCCUCUGUGGAGCUUCAAUUAGAAUCAAAAAUGAUUUAUUCAUAAAAUGUGUAAGGGAAACAUAAAAUAAAUAAAAUACAUACAGGGUGAAUUACAACAACUAUACCUGAUCUCAGCCCACAGACUCAUAUGCUUCUUUUACACUGUGCAUCAGUUUGGUAACUUCAAGCUAGUAUGAGGAGUUUUUUUGCCCACAGUGAAACAGAAAGACUUCUUUCACUUUUGAUAAAACCUCUCAGCUCUAAUGUUCACAUUUGAUAGAGCUGCAUGUCAUCUGUCAUCUGUGGUGGAGACUCAGCAGAGCUACGUGCACUUACUGAUAAAAGCUGCACAAGUGUGUGUGUGUGUGUGUGUGUGUGUGUGUGUGUGUGUGUGUGUGUGUGUGUGUGUGUGUGUGUGUGUGUGUGUGUGUGUGUGUGUGUGUGCGUGUGUGUGUGUGUAUGUGUGUGUGCGCGCGUCUGUUGUGUGGUUGUGGUUAUCAGAGACACUUGCCUCACAGUUGCUGUUUUUUGAAGAGUCUCAGUCUUAGUUUGUCAGCCAGCGUGAGAAAGUAAGUGACCAGUAAGUUAUUCUUUCCUUUAUUUUCCUCCUUGUCCGUGACUCUCUUAUGAAACCAAAAAAUCUUGUGAUUUUAUUCUGAAGAUGCAAACAUGAAACCAGAGAAAUGAAUUGUUGAUACAGGGUGGUGUUAAAUAGGGAUGAGUGCUAAGUCUGGGGUCUUUACCAAAACCAUUAAGUGUUAUAACAUCAUUGAUUCUCAUGCAAGUCAUAGAUUUCAUUGAUUUGUGGUAUUUACAUAUUUAUUUUCUGCUUAGGUGACAAAAGAAUAAAACAUUUUAGAUAUUUGCAGUUAAAAUGAAGAUAGCAGCUUUCAAUGCGAAGAACCUGGGUUGGAAAAAAGUCACAGAUGAGAUGGUCGUCUACUACCUUACCAAGGUAACUUCUCUCUAUUAUGAUUUUAUCUGAGCAACAGCAAUGAUAAUGACAAUAUAUGAAGCAUUUUAACAACAUGCUGUGUUGCAGAUCAUGUGUCAGUACAGUGUAGUGGUGAUUCUGGAGGUGAUGGAUAAGAGCGGGAAGGCCAUGGAGAAGUUACUUCAGGAGCUCAACGGCACAGCGUGAGUCCUUAGCUCCAGGAAGUUUGUUGGAGAUACCAUUUUCAAAAGAGGGAAGAAACUUUUUAAAGUCUCUUCAACCUUUCCACAUUACCCCCCCUUUAGCAAUCAACCAUUGUUCCUGUUUCACUGUGAAAAGAGGUCCAAAAAGGAAUAAUAAUAAUAAUAAUAAUAAUAAUAAUAAUAAUAAUAAUAAUAAUAAUAAUAAUAAUAAUAAUAAUAAUAAUAAUAAUAAUAAUAUUACAAAAAGCCUUAAUUGUGUUUUCACUCCAAUUAUUAAAUGACUAAAUACUGCAUUAGUCUCAGCUGCUGGUUGAAGAAACAUACAAAAAUUAUAACAUAUUUGACAAAAAACCUCUCAAACCUAUCAACUUAAAUGUUAAUGAUGUUUCUUUGUUAUAGUUCCAGCCAAAACCAUCUUUACUCCAUGACCACCAGCACCCAGCUAGGACGGGACACCUACAAGGAGCAGUAUGUUUGUUUCUACAGGUAAGAGGGUCUCAAGUCCUGGUAAAACAAAAAACAAAAGAAAAAGAAAAACUGAUUGCAGUGCUAUUUUGCAACACAAAGGAAAGAGGAAGGAAAGCAGAUAUGAGCAAUAAAAACCAUAAACGACAGACCUUAGAGCAGAGAUGGACAAAUUACAGGAAACGACCUAAGCUAGUGUGAAAACUUUGCAGACUCUGUUGAUGAUUCUUCUUGAAGGCACCAACAGAGACUGCAGCGAGAAAACAGGCUGAGCAGUCUAUGUUUUCACCAGGCUUGUUUCAUCUAGGCUAAACACCAAUAAAGCAUCACUGUCUGAGUCUGGUACUUUCUCUCAGGAAGGAUGAGGUGACCCUGAAAGCCUGUCACCAGUAUGAGGAUAAUCAAAUUGGAGACGUUGAUGUCUUCGCCAGAGAGCCGUUCAUCCUGCGCUUCAGCUGCCCAACUACAGGUCAGUGCUGCAUGCUGUAGUUUUCUGUCAGUAUGUGACCAUUCCUGCUUCAUGCUUCCUAACAGAGUACUUUCCCCUGUCCUGUUUGUAAAAGAUAAUCGGGCUCAGUAAAGGAGAGGAUUUUCUAGAGGGAAAAUGACUUCUGGUUGCUCUCUGAAUGCCUCUCCAGUAUAAAAACAUGAAAAACAGGCCCUUCCAGUGGAUUUACACUCUAAAAGUACUCUCUGCCUUCAAAAAAUGAAACUUCCAUCUAUUCUGGAUUCAUCACAUCUCAGUGGUUAUGGCUCACAGCUCAUGUAAAUUAAAAUCUCCAAACAUUCGAAAACUACAAAACACCAAAAACAAUAUCAAUAAGACAGAAAUGUCGACCUUGAGGAAAAUGAUGUUAAUUUAUGCUCUCAGGUCUUGGUCAUGUCUCCUUUAACAUGAAUUUCGGCAUCAGUGCUUCGUGUCAUGGAGGUGAUCAGUCUGUAUCUCUGCUGGGGUCUUAUUGAAGUGCAGGUCUCCCUGAUUUCUCCUUCAGCUGGUCUGUGUUGUUGCUCUGGAGUCUCUCAUCGCUCUUGAUGAUACCCCAGAGAUCCUCUAUGGGGUUCAGGUCUGUAGGCUGGCUAAUCAAACACAGUAAUAGUUUUGGUGCUGUGGGCAGGUGCCAGAUCCUUCCUAAAAAAGGAAAUCUGGAUCUCCCUAAAGCUUCUCAGCAGAUGGAAGCAUGAAGGUUUCUAAAACCUCCUGAUAGACUUUAGGCUGUGUUGACUCUGGACUUGAUAAAACACAGUACAGACCAAUAGCAGCAGAUGACAUGGCACCUCAAAUCAUCACAGACUGUGGAAACUUCAACCUUGGAUUCUGGACCACUCUGAUCUUCCCCCAGACUCUGGGACCUUGAUUUACAAAUGAGGUCCUAAAUCCUAGAUCCAUCAAAGAGCAGGACUUUAGACCGCUGGGCAACAGUCCAGAUCUUUUUCUUCUUAGUCCAGGUUAGAUUCUUUCCUUGACCCGUCUCUGUGUAGUGGCUCUUGGUGCUCUGACUCCAGCCUCAGUCUUUGGCUCCCCUAAAUUCUUGAAUCUGCUUUGUUUGAUGAUCUUCUCAAGGCUGGGCCCAUCUCUGUUGCUUGGUCUCACUUUUCCCCAGUUAGAUAACUCUCCAUGAAUCAAGACUGAAAGAACUGACAAGAAACUGAACUUCUUCACUGUAUUCUGAUGUUUUCAGGUUUUUGAUUUUCAUGAGCUGUAAGCUGUGAUCAUCACAGUUCAAACAAAAAGUCUUAAACAUUUGGGGGGGAAAUGAAGGGGUUGGAACCAGUCCUGAUGACACCCGUGCACAUGCGUGAUAAUUUCUGCAUCUGUGAUAUCCAGUUGUGAAAGACUUGGUGCUGAUUCCAGUCCACACCAAGCCUGAGGACUCAGAGAAGGAGCUGGAUGAGCUACAUGAUGUGGUGGAAGCUGUCAGGAAGAAGUGGAGAACAAAUGUAAGUUUGAUUUGAGUCUCGUUUUUCACUUUAUAAUAACCUUGUUGGUUUAGGACACCUGCUGGAGGCUCCUCCUCCUCAACAUAAUCUCUGUAAGUAAACGGUCAAAAUGGUCUAUCUAUAGCUAUAUAUUUUUAUCCUUAAUGUAAUCCAGGGUUAGAAUAGUUUAAAAAUGAUCAAACAUUGAAACAUUCAGCUGACCUUUGUUUUCUUUUCUGCAGAAAAUUAUGAUCUUAGGUGACUUUAACGCAGAUGGACGUUAUCUGUCCAAUAAGAAGAAGAAAAAGAUUCGGAUCCACUCGUCUCCUUACCAUUGGCUGAUACAUGAUGACAUCGACACAACAGCCAGUAACUGUAAUGACCACACCUAUGACAGGUCUGUCACAUCACAUCAGGACAGCUGGAGUUUUCUUUGAUUCAGAGUAGUUUUAUAAAGACUGCGAUAUAUUUUACACCGACAGGAUUGUGGUCUUCGGACAGACAAUGUUGAAAGCUGUCGUCCCUGGUUCUGCAAAAUCCUUCAACUUUCAGAAAGAGUUCAAUCUGACUGAUGAGGAGGUGAGACUCGUGUUUGGGUUCACCAGUACAUCUUACACCUUUCAAACAGGAGCAGCAGUGUCAUUGUUAAAAUAUGGCUUUAUUUUAUCCCCCAGACUCUCAGUAUCAGUGAUCAUUACCCUGUGAGGUGGAGCAGAGAAUAGGAACAGCUCAGCCGAGAACAUCAAAAACACCAACCAAGAAGAGGAAAACAAAUAAAGGUUUGUUUAUAAUCUUGUUCAAUUCUUAUCGGUUUCAAACUGAGAUUUCUGCCUCUGAGAAAAGUCGAUGUGAAAUCUUUCAUCCCUUUUUUAAUCUGUAAAAUGUGCGGUAAAAGCUGUUUAAAUGUUAACAAUCCAAAACCAAGAAAAAUGAUCCACAAUUUCAAGAUUUCAUCUGCUCAGCAGUAAACACUCUGGAUUUACAUGAAGGCAGAUGGAUUUGGUUUAACCAUGACAUUUUCUGUUUCAGCUACUUACCUCAGUUUGUCUGUUUUCAUGUGAAUGAAACAUGCACAGGACCCAAGAAGAAUAAGAAAAAGAAGGAGAAAGAGCGAGAUGGGAAACAGAAGAAGGGUAAGGCGACAAAAAGAACAAGUGGAGAGUCAUCGCAGACACUUACAAAGAGGAGACGUUUGGACAAAUGA